AUGGAGUCGUCUGCUCCCGAAUCAAUUCUAGCCGCAGACUACAAGCUUGCCCUCAAAUUGUUCAUGAACAAGGAGUUUGAGCGGUCCUUUCCGCUUAUCAAGAAGGCUUCAGAUCUGGCUUACAACAGUUUUAACAAGGGAUAUCUCGAAGAGGAACUUUUUGUGAAGAUUGUUGUGUUAUACUUGACGCAGCUUGGACUUGUGCUCACUCCCAGGGAGUCUCAAGGAGCUAUUUUGCUAAAGAAAGACAAACAGAGAUUGGUGGCAGAACUAGUUGAGGAGCGUGUAAUGAAAGAGCUUUUGACUGCUUUUGAUUCAGUACAGGACAUACCACUGAAUGUUUUGUAUCUGUUACUUUUGGUUUACUAUACCUGUAGGGAUCUUUUGGUAGACCACCCGGGUUUCGUAGCGCAACAGUUUGAGCACGUCUACCUUCAGAUCGAUUUCGAGAGCAAAUUAGAUGAUGUGUACAUGAAAAGACUUGUGGAUAUGUAUGUCUUUAAUGUGCUUCCAGAAUCUGAACAGUGGCGGAAAGCUCGUGAUGUGAUUGAGACAAACCCUUACUUGGACAGAACUGAUGCUCUUGCGCGUUUGGAAGAGGCAGAAAAAAUAGCAAAGCAAGAGAAGAAACUAGGGGAGCAGAAAAAGAAAGAGCGUCAACUUCGCGAGGAGAAAUUGGCCGAACAAGAGAGAGAACGUUUACGGAAGGAAAGAGAGGAAAAGUCCCUCAAGUACAAGUCCCUCAAGCAAAUCCGGCAGGAAACUGAGAAGGCAGAGAAGUCCGACUAUGAAUCUUCUAGCCACGACUCAGUCUCUCUUUCUGCUGUGCAGCUUAAACAAAAGGUUAUGCAAGUAUACCAACUCACUCGUACUUAUUUGCAGAAAUAUUCUCCAGUGCUAGCAGCAGUAGCCAUACUCUUGGCCAUCAUUCUAAGAGUGACUAGCAUCAAAAAAAUCAGCUUGCGCGACAAACUUAGGGAAACUCUUCUGAUGGCUAUGAAGGUCACAUACUUGUAA
Molecule: messenger RNA, 1017 nt
Organism: Australozyma saopauloensis
Lineage: Eukaryota; Fungi; Ascomycota; Pichiomycetes; Serinales; Metschnikowiaceae
Exons: 1
Coding region: 1-1017 (338 amino acids)
Source: RefSeq, a predicted model, not a curated record